AUGUUGAGCGCCGUGUCGAAGGCAGCCGCUGGGGCCCUCAGGGCCGUCAAACCCACCCUCCUCCAGCAGGAGUCCGCUAAGAUCGCCGGAGUACUCUCCGUCAACAGCCGAGAGUAUGCAGCCAAGCCAGCAGCCGCCGGCAAGGUCGCUCAGGGAAAGGUCGUGGCCGUCAUUGGUGCCGUCGUCGACGUGCAAUUCGAUGACGAACUUCCACCCAUCCUCAAUGCCCUAGAGGUCCAGGACCGCAGCCCCAGGCUGGUCCUGGAGAUUGCCCAGCACUUGGGAGAGAACACUGUCCGUACCAUUGCCAUGGAUGGUACCGAGGGUCUGGUUCGUGGCCAAAAUGUCCUGGACACUGGAUUCCCCAUCCGUAUCCCAGUUGGUGCCGAGACCUUGGGCCGUAUCAUCAAUGUCAUUGGUGAACCAAUCGACGAGCGUGGUCCCAUUCCCACUGACAAGCUCGCUUCCAUCCACGCAGAUGCUCCAGAAUUCGUGGACAUGUCUGUCGAACAGGAGAUUCUGGUCACUGGAAUCAAGGUCGUAGAUCUCCUGGCUCCCUAUGCCAAGGGAGGAAAGAUUGGUCUGUUCGGUGGUGCUGGUGUCGGCAAAACCGUACUUAUCAUGGAGCUGAUCAACAACGUCGCCAAGGCCCAUGGUGGUUACUCAGUAUUUGCCGGUGUCGGAGAGCGAACCCGUGAGGGUAACGAUCUUUACCAGGAAAUGAUUGAGUCCGGUGUCAUCUCGCUCAAGGACAAGACCUCCAAGGUAUCGCUCGUGUACGGUCAGAUGAACGAGCCCCCAGGCGCCCGUGCCCGUGUCGCCUUGACUGGUCUCACUGUCGCCGAGUAUUUCCGUGAUCAGGAGGGUCAGGAUGUGUUGCUCUUCAUUGACAACAUUUUCAGAUUCACCCAGGCUGGUUCUGAGGUAUCCGCCUUGUUGGGUCGUAUUCCAUCUGCUGUAGGUUACCAGCCAACCCUGGCCACUGACAUGGGUACCAUGCAGGAAAGAAUUACGACGACAAAGAAGGGUUCCAUCACUUCGGUACAGGCCAUUUACGUGCCGGCUGAUGACUUGACCGAUCCCGCCCCUGCCACCACCUUUGCUCACUUGGACGCCACCACUGUAUUGUCCCGUGCCAUUGCUGAGCUUGGUAUCUACCCCGCUGUCGAUCCCCUCGACUCGACCUCCCGUAUCAUGGACCCCAACAUUAUCGGUGCUGAGCACUACAACAUUGCCCGUGGUGUACAGAAGAUCUUACAGGACUACAAAUCUCUGCAGGAUAUCAUUGCCAUCUUGGGUAUGGACGAGUUGUCCGAAGAAGACAAACUUACUGUCGCGCGUGCGCGUAAAAUCCAGAGGUUCUUGUCUCAGCCAUUCCAGGUCGCUGAGGUUUUCACUGGUCACCCCGGUAAAUUGGUACCCCUUGCCGAGACCAUCAAGGGAUUCCAGAAGAUCUUGAACGGAGAGUUGGAUCAUUUGCCUGAAGUCGCGUUCUACAUGGUCGGCCCGAUCGAGGAAGUCGCAGCAAAGGCAGAGUCUUUGGCCAAGUCAUAAACUGAAACCUCGUUACUUUAAAGCUUGACAUUGAAUUUUCUUAAUGCCAUUCUUUCAACAAAUCCAUUAUCCGCUCUUGUUGAACAGCAAACUUUAUUGUUGCGGAUGAUUUUAUUUGUUAUCAGAAACAUCAACAUUAUCUUUACUGUUUAAUAAACAAACAAGUCACUAAAAA
Nasonia vitripennis (jewel wasp) is the source of this 1729-nucleotide messenger RNA. It is a transcript of the gene ATPsynbeta, whose product is annotated as ATP synthase, H+ transporting, mitochondrial F1 complex, beta polypeptide. The coding region runs from base 1 to 1554 and encodes 517 amino acids. NCBI's taxonomy places the organism in Eukaryota, Metazoa, Arthropoda, Insecta, Hymenoptera, Pteromalidae. Gene Ontology annotation, biological process: proton motive force-driven mitochondrial ATP synthesis; proton transmembrane transport. The record is from RefSeq and is marked validated. The transcript is spliced from 7 exons. Gene Ontology annotation, molecular function: ATP binding; proton-transporting ATP synthase activity, rotational mechanism; ATP hydrolysis activity.